Messenger RNA from Fusarium odoratissimum NRRL 54006, 624 nucleotides. RefSeq lists its product as uncharacterized. Gene Ontology annotation, biological process: protein secretion; intracellular transport. The record is from RefSeq and is a predicted model, not a curated record. The coding region runs from base 165 to 380 and encodes 71 amino acids. NCBI's taxonomy places the organism in Eukaryota, Fungi, Ascomycota, Sordariomycetes, Hypocreales, Nectriaceae. The transcript has 4 exons.
GGUUGAAUCCGUUGGAAACACGUCGCGGCUCCGGCGAAUCUUUACCCCUAAGCACAGCUUGUCGCAUGUGAGAAGGCAGCGUUGAGCUUGACAUCGAAGUCUACGAACGAGAUAUACGAUCUCAAUACCUCUCCAUCAUAGGAAUAGUUUAUCGAGGCGUCAAAAUGUCCGCCCUCUUCAACUUCCAAUCUCUCCUACUCGUCCUCCUGCUGCUUAUAUGCACGAGCGCAUACGUUCACCACUUUACACCAGGCAUCAUGGAUCGAAAUAAGAACGGAUUCAUGGGCAUCUUCUGGAAAUGCGCGAGGAUAGGCGAAAGACUGAGUCCAUACAUAAGUAUAUGCUGUGUCCUCAUGGCUGUUUCCAUCCUCCUCAACUAAGCACACUACCGUUAAUGUCACGUUUUUGUUUUUGAAGAUAUCACGACUGGUCAGGAGUUGGGUCGGAAGAGGUGACAGCCGGGUGGGAGUGUUGGCGCCGUUUACCAAGUGUACUAAACUUCAUAUCAAGAUGAUGAAAUAAUUUCCCCCUUUCUCUUUCGCAAAACAUACCCUGAGAGAGUCUCUGAGUAAUCCCGUCCCGGUAUAUGCUUGCGUCACACCACACGCCCAAGGCUUGUCACAC